This is a messenger RNA of Salvelinus fontinalis (brook trout), 570 nucleotides long. Its product is annotated as ubiquitin-60S ribosomal protein L40-like. NCBI's taxonomy places the organism in Eukaryota, Metazoa, Chordata, Actinopteri, Salmoniformes, Salmonidae. Gene Ontology annotation, molecular function: protein tag activity; ubiquitin protein ligase binding; structural constituent of ribosome. The record is from RefSeq and is a predicted model, not a curated record. The transcript has 5 exons. Gene Ontology annotation, cellular component: nucleus; cytoplasm; ribosome. The coding region runs from base 118 to 504 and encodes 128 amino acids. Gene Ontology annotation, biological process: protein ubiquitination; translation; modification-dependent protein catabolic process.
AUCCUCCAGACCAGUAGAUGGCGGUAACGGUGCAUGAUGUGUUAAAAGGAAGAACACGUUCAAGUUCCUGAUGUUCUGUUCUCCUGAAGCCAGCAGUGGUGUUUGACGCCAUCAAAUAUGCAAAUCUUUGUGAAAACCUUGACGGGUAAAACCAUCACCCUUGAGGUGGAACCCAGUGAUACUAUCGAGAAUGUGAAGGCCAAGAUUCAAGACAAAGAAGGUAUUCCUCCCGACCAACAGCGACUCAUCUUCGCUGGCAAACAGUUGGAGGAUGGCCGCACGUUGGCAGACUACAACAUUCAGAAAGAGUCCACUCUUCAUCUCGUCCUGCGUCUGAGAGGAGGUAUCAUCGAGCCUUCCCUGAGACAGCUUGCACAGAAAUACAACUGUGACAAAAUGAUCUGCCGCAAAUGCUAUGCACGUCUUCACCCCCGUGCAGUCAACUGCCGCAAAAAAAAGUGUGGGCACACCAGCAACCUGCGCCCCAAGAAGAAGCUGAAGUAAACUAGCAUUCUCUUUGAUAUUUUGUCAAUGUUUUCAAUAAUAAAAUUGAAAUGGAAAAGACUGUCA